AUGAUCCCCUUCGAUGUGACUUCCUUAUUCACAUUCAUCCCACUAAACAUGGCACACGAAAUCUUGCGCAAGAGACUUGACGAGACAUAUGAUGAGGCUCGAUACCCACUCAAAAUUGAACACAUUGCGGGGUUAUUUGAAUUUUUCCAAGAAACGUACUUUACCUUUGUUGGAGAAAACUACGAACAGAUAAAAGGAACUCUCCGAUCACCGAUCUCCCGUUUAUUGACAGAACUGGUCCUACAAGAGCUAGAAAACACCACCUUCACCCAACAUGAGCUUGUCAUUUGGUGUCGUUACGUUGAGGAUAUGUUUGUUAUCAGCAUGAAGUAA
Molecule: messenger RNA, 333 nt
Organism: Dibothriocephalus latus
Lineage: Eukaryota; Metazoa; Platyhelminthes; Cestoda; Diphyllobothriidea; Diphyllobothriidae
Source: the annotation of a GenBank genome assembly